UUCUACCGUAUUUUCUUAUAUUGCCAUUUAAUUUAGAGCUGCACUGAAAAGUUAAACUUAAAUAGCUUUUUAGAGUGGAUGUUAGAGCCAUAGAAGCUAUGUUACAUGAUCCAAUGGAUCUACUCAAAAUAUUAAACACGGAACCCCAAAGAACCCUAUUUAUAAACUGACCUCAAUGUAUUUGUGCGACCCACAUUCUGGCGGACAGGCAUGUGACAAUUCUGAGACGGUGCUUUUUGGGUCAUGAAUUGUGUACGUCCUCUUUAAAAUAAAUAUAUACUGAAAGCGGUCUAAUGUGAGCAUCAGCAGUGGGCAGAAAAUCCCUCGCACAAACAAACAAACGCUCCAGCUGCAGUCAACUCCCUGACUGACGUCAAGGUUUAAUUAUACUAAUGUCAACUAGGACUAAGUUUGAGCCUGUCAGUUCACAACUAAGCUGCCCCACUUCCUCCUUCUUGUGGCAUGUUUGUAAUAAAGCAAGGAGGCAACAACAAUGCAAGACCUCAACUUUUACAUCUCAUCUCCUGGUUGAAGAAGACCAUUGAUCUCGUCUUCCAAAUAUGUGUUGAUGACACCCAAGAUCAACCAGAACAAUCAUCUCUUUAUGUCUGUAAACACUCCAUACAUGACAGAACGUCGCAGAGGAAUGUUUUUCCAGGUCAACCAAUGGAAUGCUUGAAUAAAAAAAAAAGAAACCUGAAAUUCCAGUUGUUACCGAAGCUUCCAAGGUUUAUAUAAAAGCUGCUUCCCUUUUCUCGGUCUUACAGGAGCAGGUGCUGCACAGGUGAGAGGCUCUUUGUUUUCUGCAUGCGCCCAAAUCCCCAUGUGUUGCUUUUAUUUAUCUUUAAAUUGAUCAUGAAUGCUUCAUUUUUUUUAGUUUUUGACAAGAAAACCUUUAAUUUGUACAAAAACUAGCAUCUCAGUGUAACUUUUUUUUAAAGAAUUCUAGAUUUACAUUGUCACAGAAGUGUUUAAAGCCUUUUUUAAAUUUUUUUUCAGGUGUGGUAUCACUAUGUCAAAGAGCUCAAAGGGCCCCAGGACUCCAGGGAAUCCUGUGUUCUUCAGGACUUUAUCUGACGUCUCUGAGAUCAAAUCGGGAUACUUGUUUAAGUCUCCUCCUCAAAAGAGACUACUGGUAGAGAAAUCAUGGAAGAAGCGCUUCUUUGUCCUCUUCAAAAUCAGCGAGGACCAUCAUAAGCUGCUGUACUUCAGGAGUUCAGAUGAAAGGAAGGAGUCACUCGGAGACAUUGACUUGUCGCGAGUCUCUAUGCUGCACAGGAACCCGCAGCAUCAACCCAGAUGGGAAUGGGUCCAGAAGACCUUCAAAUGCUCCACAUCUUGUGCUCUCUACAUCAAGGAUGACAACCGGGAGUACUUUCUCAUCGGGGAAACCAGUGAAGAGAUGGACGGCUGGUUCAAUGUCCUGUUUGACGCUCUGAAACAUCGUCCGUUCAAAUUCCUCUCACCAACUGUAAUUUAAAGCUUUUUAUUGAAGAUUUUUCAUCUUUUCUGUGUCAUUGAUUUUUUUUGUCUGAAUGUUUUUUUAAGGAAAUAUCAAACGGGGAGC
Molecule: messenger RNA, 1567 nt
Organism: Oryzias melastigma (Indian medaka)
Lineage: Eukaryota; Metazoa; Chordata; Actinopteri; Beloniformes; Adrianichthyidae
Product: pleckstrin homology domain-containing family S member 1-like
Exons: 5
Coding region: 1013-1480 (155 amino acids)
Source: RefSeq, a predicted model, not a curated record